ACUAUACUUUUGUGUAUAAUAUCUUCGUAUUUUUUUCCUUUCGUUGAGCAUUUUGAAUGAGCGUGUCCCAGAACGGAACGAGAACGGUAAAACGAUUUCUCUGAUUCUGGUGGUUAUUUUUCACCCUAGUUAUGUGAACCCGGGAAACAACCCCAGGGGUUAAUCAUAUUGUCGCGCGGUGGCGGCGAUUCAGAACGCGUUUAAAAGUGAUACGUUGAUGACGAUCAGUGACUCGUAGACGUCGGGUAAAUACUCGUGAAAAUUCUUCUGAGAUAUCUAGUUCUAGAAGGAAUUAAAGGACAAUCUGUAUUAGGAUUUUUCUGAAAAAUGGCGAGAUAAGUGGUUUAUCAACUAAAAAAAAUUGUGCUAUGAUUUGCUGUUAAGACAAGAUUGUGAUUGAAAUAAAUGAAUUAAGAAAAAGGACAUAGAGUGAUUAAGAAAAAAUUGAACCAUAUGCUUGAGUGUUACACAGAAUAAAUACAUAAUUACCAAGUUUCUGUAACCUGCUGUAUUUACUAAUCGUCAGUUGUGUCAGGAGUGUGUAACAAACUUGUUUCCACUUAAUCAAAAAAUAAGUAAAAGUAUUUAAAGAAUGUCAUCUACAAGCGAUUUAGCUAAAUAAUUAUUUCUUGCUGAAUAAUUUAAUUGGAAAAAGGACACGCACAUAAUGUCAUCUCCCGAAGUAGAUGUGGAUAUAAGUGUUGUAUCGAGCCCUGAGCCGAGUCCUCGGGGUCACGAUAAUCAAAGCCCAAUUCGUUCAGAACCGCUCCCGUCGGCACUUUCCUCACCAUCAGUGGUUACUUCCGCCUACAGUAGCAUACCUAGUCAAUCCAUAGUCAAUCAACAUCAUCAUCUAAGUCAUCACUUAAGUCAUCAUCCUGUGUUACAACAUCACCCGGCUCUGAAUAGUCUAAACCUCACAAAUAGUUUUAAUCAUAGCAUCGAAUCGAGAUUAAGUCCGCCAAAAUCGCCAGCAACUGAACAGAGCAACAGUGGAAGCAGCAAUGGAAGUGGCAAUAACAAUAAUAAUAAUAACAGCAGUAGUAGUAACAAUAAUAGUGCGAAAACCUCAACCACAGCAUCCAAUGGCUACACCAGUUUUUCGAUAUCGAGUAUACUGAGCCGGGCGGAACCGUGCAAAAAGAAUAUGUCAACGUCUGCAGCAUCGGCGUUAGUGACGCCAUUACCACAAUUACCACAACCCGGCGCUGGCGGUGCGACGCAGGACGCAGCUAUGUUGUCCAGAUUGGGCUUUAUAUCACAGUGGGGAGCGUUGGCUGGCCGAUAUGCUGCCUUAUGUCCGCCCGGUUGGCCGUGGGCGCCACAACGAAUGCCUUUCCAUAGUCCAACGCAUGAUAGUUCAUCGACCAACACUACAGAAAAUCUUUCCCCGUCACUAAGUCCUCCAGCGUCACAUACAAAAUCACCAUCACCUCAUCCUGCUUUCGUGCAAAGUUCCAACGAAUCAGAUGACGAGAGCCAAGAAAUCAUUGAAGAAGACGAAGGAUGUGGAACGGAUGGUCCUUCAGACGGUUCAUCGCCACAUGGGGGUGAUAAUUCACAACAAACAAAACGAAAAAAGAAGACCCGAACAGUAUUUUCCCGAGCACAAGUGUUUCAAUUAGAAUCCACGUUUGAUAUGAAACGAUAUCUAAGUUCAUCGGAACGUGCUGGCCUGGCUGCGUCCUUACGCUUAACCGAAACUCAGGUGAAGAUUUGGUUUCAGAAUCGUCGCAACAAAUGGAAAAGACAAUUGGCUGCUGAACUGGAAGCGGCCAAUAUGGCUAAUAUGGCGCAUGCGGCACAACGGCUUGUUCGUGUCCCGGUUCUGUACCAUGAGGGAGCGACAACGGGAUUCGUACCACCCCCACCACCACAUCCGCACAGUACGCCACUCUACUAUCAGAGGGCUGGAAGCCCCCCGAGACCGGCACUUUCGUCCUUGGUAUAGGACAAUGUCAAUAAAUCGAGUGCAACUUUUCGGAAGGACUAUUCCAGCACUUAGCACAUGUGCUACAUUUUCAAACGCAGACAAAUUUAGAGCAAAAAUAUUCGAACAUGUAUCAUAUUAUUGUAUUGUAAAUAACUCAUGGGUGUAGUAGCAAGUUUAAGAAUAGUCGCAUUGUACUUCUGGUCGAGUAUGAAUGAAUUUCGUCCCAACUGCAGAGCUUGUUUAGUUUGCGAAGAAGGGCAGAAGCGCUUCUCCCAUCUAUGCAUUUUGAAUUGGCACGCAAUGAUGUUCUCUGUCGGCCAUUUUGGUUUCGGCAAGCGUCGAUGUAUAUAUAUUCGAAUAUUAUCAGGGGAAAGUCAAAUCAAGGCUUUCACACUUUGUGAAUCCUCUUCCUUCCGUCUACUAGCUUUUUCUAUUCUCGCUUCUCAGAUUUUAUCUUAAAUUAUUGUUCAUAUAAAGUGGCUGGAUCCAUAUAGGCUUUACGAGGUUUCUCAACAGAUUAACAUAGGUUGAUUUCGUUCCAAAUUGUUCAGUGAUAAAAGUGUACAUUUUAAAAUCAGAAUAGUUUAAAUUGGCAAAAAUGUUACCUAAAAUCAUCAUGUAUAUAGUAUAUAAAAAUAAGAAGCGUAUGAAUGUUCUUAAGAUAUCGUAGUAUUAUCUGAUAAACUAAUUAAAAAAACUCACAAAAAAUUUACUUUCUGUGUAAAUUAAUUAAAGUGCAAAUUUAUAAUAGAAUGAAUAAUAUGGAUAAACAUGUAAAUGUGUUAAGAGUAAUUUUAAACUUAAAAUUUAAGAAAAAUCUGUAAACUUGUUCGUAGAUAAUUUAUUUAUUACGAAAAAUAAACGCCAAAAAGUGUGAAAUAAAUAAAGUAUAAAUCAAAAAUAUAUAUAAAAAAAAUCAAGAAUAUAUUCAGAUAAAAUCGGCAGCAAAAAAUUAACAAAAGACAGACAUAAAUGCAAUUGUAUGGAAAUAUGAACAAAAUAUUUUGAAAAAUUGAAUUGGAUAAAAUAAAAAUGCUUUAAUUAUUGUUU
Messenger RNA from Hermetia illucens (black soldier fly), 2983 nucleotides. RefSeq names its product homeobox protein Hmx (gene Hmx). Bases 668 to 1951 code for a protein of 427 amino acids. Gene Ontology annotation, biological process: regulation of transcription by RNA polymerase II. Gene Ontology annotation, molecular function: RNA polymerase II transcription regulatory region sequence-specific DNA binding; DNA-binding transcription factor activity, RNA polymerase II-specific. NCBI's taxonomy places the organism in Eukaryota, Metazoa, Arthropoda, Insecta, Diptera, Stratiomyidae. Gene Ontology annotation, cellular component: nucleus. The record is from RefSeq and is a predicted model, not a curated record. The transcript is spliced from 3 exons.